AUCAUCAGUGCAGCACUCACAGGCCUACCAUGGCUGUGCCUGCAACCCCAGAGCCCUACCUGCAGCAUAGCAUCCCAGUGAUCCUGCUCCUCCUGACAGCUCCUGCCACCAUCUGCAUCUGCCGCCACCCACAUCCCCUUGAUGCCACCUUCCCCUGGGACAGCCUCCAGCUCCUCCAGACCAUGGCUCCCAGCCUGACACAGCCCUGCCAACUCCAGCAGGUGCCCACCCUUCCCAGCGCCCUUCUCCACAACAGCCACCCACAGCAAGCCCUCACCAUCGCCCUCCGCAUCCUCCAGCACCUCUUCGCCAUCUUCAGCAGUCCCAGCAGCCCCCAACACUGGGACACCCGGGCACGGGAUGAGCUCCUCAACAACCUUCACCAUCACAUCCACCACCUGGAGCAGUGUCUACCAUCCAAUGGUAUACUCUCCAAAAGGAAAACACCUCGCAACCUGCGGCUCAGCAUCGACAAGUACUUCAGAAGCAUCCAGGAAUUCCUUCACACCCAAAACCACAGCACCUGCGCAUGGGACCACAUCCGCCUUCAAGCUCGUGCCUGCUUCCAGCACAUGGACAGACUCAUACGGCAAAUGAAGAGCCAAGAUGCCCUUCACCAAACUGACCCACAUCAAACAUCCACUGCCCACCAACACCAGCGCUCACAAAGCAUGUGGCAGCAGCAGCAGCCUCAUCUGGGAUUGCUCAGCAUCACUCACACCUCCUCCACCCAGGAGGUCCUGUCAAUAGAAAAACGGACAUGA
This is a messenger RNA of Pogoniulus pusillus (Red-fronted tinkerbird), 764 nucleotides long. Its product is annotated as interferon-like. The record is from RefSeq and is a predicted model, not a curated record. Lineage: Eukaryota; Metazoa; Chordata; Aves; Piciformes; Lybiidae. The coding region runs from base 30 to 764 and encodes 244 amino acids. Gene Ontology annotation, molecular function: cytokine receptor binding. The transcript has a single exon. Gene Ontology annotation, cellular component: extracellular region. Gene Ontology annotation, biological process: defense response.